Molecule: messenger RNA, 795 nt
Organism: Penicillium roqueforti
Lineage: Eukaryota; Fungi; Ascomycota; Eurotiomycetes; Eurotiales; Aspergillaceae
Product: ubiquinone-binding COQ10-like protein
Exons: 1
Coding region: 1-795 (264 amino acids)
Biological process (GO): ubiquinone biosynthetic process; cellular respiration
Cellular component (GO): mitochondrion
Molecular function (GO): ubiquinone binding
Source: RefSeq, a predicted model, not a curated record
AUGCAACCCAUCCGCACCUCGCGACUUCUGAGUCGCGCAACUCUACCCUCCCAACGCCAGAAUGUGUGCGCAGCCCCCCACCAACUCAAGGCAAGCACGAGGACAAUAAACACAACACAACGGCCAAGUCUGCGCCUACCUCUACUCCCCAGCAAUGGCACCAAAACCACCACACGAGCAUUUGGCCUGCCUGACCUAUCCUCCUUCCUCCCCAACAGCAACAAUAACAAAUCCCCACACCGCGUCCUAACCGCCACCCGCAACCUCCCCUACAACCCAACCCUGCUAUACAAAGUGAUCUCCUCGGUCGAAUCCUACAGCCAAUUCCUUCCGUUCCUCACCGCCUCGACCGUGACAGCGCGCGAUCCCGAAACGGGGUCCCCAACACAAGCGUUCCUGACCGUCGGCUACGGCCCGCUCAGCGAGACGUUCACGUCGCGCGUGAUCUGCGACGUCGAGAAGCUGACUGUGGAGGCUAAGAGCGGGGCCAAGUGCGGUCAAGAGGGACAGGGUGCCCAGGCUAGUAAGAGCUCUUCUUCGUCCGGGCUAAGCGGGUUCUUUCCCGGUGCGAAUGAGGGCCUUUUCGAGUACCUGACUACGAGGUGGGAGCUGGUGCCGAUUUCACCUGCUGGGACGCAGGGUGGGCCGUUGACUAAGGUCAAUUUGGAGGUGCGGUUUGAGUUUCGUUCGCAGAUGCAUGCUACUCUUAUGAGUGCUGUUGAGGGGCAGAUGGCCGGGGUUAUGAUUGAGGCUUUUGAGAAGCGGAUGCGGGAGGUUGAGGGUAAAGGGCAGUGA